Molecule: messenger RNA, 836 nt
Organism: Lindgomyces ingoldianus
Lineage: Eukaryota; Fungi; Ascomycota; Dothideomycetes; Pleosporales; Lindgomycetaceae
Product: bola domain protein
Exons: 4
Coding region: 138-476 (112 amino acids)
Source: RefSeq, a predicted model, not a curated record
UCCUAUUCUAUGCUAUCCUAUCACAGAUCCCGCAUUCCCACCCCUCGUCGAGCGCUCCCCUCUAGCUCACUAAACUCAAGUUCCACUUUAUGUUCCUCCGAUCUGCGAGGCUCGCCGGAACACGGUUCUUGUCAAGCAUGGCGACGCAAUCCAUGACUCCAAUGGAGGAUACCAUGCGGAUGAAGAUUACAGAGGCUUUGAAACCGACGGCAUUGGAGAUAUUUAAUGAUUCGCAUUUGCAUUCGCAUCAUAAGGCCAUGCAGGGUGUUACAUCGAAAGAGACACAUUUCCGCGUCACGAUAACCUCCGAGGCCUUCGCAUCCAAAAUGCAACCCGCACGACACCGAAUGGUGUACGCGCUUCUAAAAGAUGAGAUGGCGCAAGAGGGCGGGAUUCACGCGCUGCAGCUGAAGACAAGGACGCCAGCAGAAGAAGAACGACAGAAGCAGAAAGACGCUCUAGCCAUUGAGAAGUAAGACAGACAUUGCCCAUAACAGCAGAUCUAAGAGGCGGCGAAGGCAGAAGAGGCUCACUCAAUGAGCGGUGUAACUCAAUGAGCGGUGUAUUAUCUGCCUCAGUCACUCCCCAAAUUCUUCCAGAAUCAUGUCAGAACAGUUUUCGUUUUUCCCUGCAUGACAUCCACGUCGGUGGAGUGAGUGGAGCGGUCCUGGAGCGUUUCGCAACCAGGUCGGUGGUAUUCGGUAACCUGACCUGAUGGACCUGUAGGUACCAGGUACUGGUAUGCACCAGGACAGGGAAGAGACGUGAGGCAAAACAUAGAGCGCAACGUCGUGAGUGGAUAAAAAUAAAGAUUUCCGUAACGUCCCAAAAAUUUA